Molecule: messenger RNA, 2394 nt
Organism: Vanderwaltozyma polyspora DSM 70294
Lineage: Eukaryota; Fungi; Ascomycota; Saccharomycetes; Saccharomycetales; Saccharomycetaceae
Gene: DNM1
Product: dynamin-related GTPase DNM1
Exons: 1
Coding region: 1-2394 (797 amino acids)
Biological process (GO): mitochondrial fission; peroxisome fission
Cellular component (GO): cytoplasm; mitochondrion; membrane
Molecular function (GO): microtubule binding; GTP binding; GTPase activity
Source: RefSeq, a predicted model, not a curated record
AUGGCAAGUUUAGAGGAUUUAAUCCCCACUGUAAAUAAGUUACAGGAUGUGAUGUACGAGUCUGGUAUCGAUACUUUAGACCUACCUGUGUUGGCUGUUAUAGGUUCCCAAUCUUCUGGGAAAUCAUCUAUUUUAGAAACUUUGGUUGGUAAAGAUUUUUUACCAAGAGGUACAGGUAUUGUCACUAGAAGACCUUUGGUUUUACAAUUGAAUAAUAUUCCAGUAGACUCUCCAUUAAUCAAUAGCAAUAAUGCUAAGAGUAGUAGCAACAGUAAUAAUGAUGAUGAUAGAAAAACUCAUAGAACUGAAGAUUCAGACACUGAAAGCAUUGAUGAUGAAGAUGAAGAUUAUGAAAUGACUUUGGAAGACCAUUUGAAAAUUAAUAAUGGAGGUUCCAAGACGAAUGGUAUAAAGAAUAAGAAUAAUAAUUCUAAGGGAAAAAAAGAUGAAUGGGGUGAAUUUUUACAUAAACCUGGAAAACGUUACUACGAUUUUAAAGCUAUCAAAAGGGAAAUCGAAAAUGAAACAGAAAGAAUUGCUGGUAAAAAUAAAGGUAUUAGUAAGAUUCCUAUUAAUUUAAAGAUAUAUUCCCCACAUGUUUUGAACUUGACAUUAGUAGAUUUGCCAGGUAUUACAAAGGUUCCUAUUGGCGAACAACCUCCUGAUAUUGAAAAGCAGAUCAGAAAUCUGAUCUUGGAUUAUAUUGCUACUCCAAAUUGCAUAAUUUUAGCAGUAUCCCCAGCCAAUAUAGAUUUAGUAAAUUCAGAAUCAUUAAAAUUGGCUAGAGAAGUUGAUCCAAUAGGGAAAAGAACUAUCGGUGUUAUUACAAAAUUGGAUUUAAUGGAUUCGGGUACUCAUGCCUUAGAUAUUUUAUCUGGAAAGUUGUAUCCUUUAAAAUUGGGAUUUGUUGGUGUAGUGAAUAGAUCUCAACAAGAUAUUCAACUCAACAAAUCGGUAGAAGAAUCAUUGGCAAAUGAAGAAGAAUACUUUAGUAAGCAUUCAGUGUAUAGAACAAUCUCGAACAGAUGUGGUACGCGUUACCUUGCCAAAACAUUAAAUCAGAUUUUGGUUGCUCAUAUUAGAGAAAAGUUACCUGAUAUCAAAGCUAGAUUGAGUACACUGGUAGGUCAGACUGAAGAAGAACUGGCUUCUUAUGGUGAUAUAGGAAUGAUAGCCAAUGAAAAUAGAGCAGGUUUGAUUUUACAAUUAAUGAAUAAGUUUGCAUCAAAAUUUAUCUCUUCUAUAGAUGGUACUUAUUCAGAUAUAGGCACUAAAGAAUUAUGUGGUGGUGCUCGUAUUUACUAUGUUUUUAAUAAUAUUUUUGGGAAUUCCUUAAAGUCAAUAAGCCCUACUGCAAAUUUGACUACGCAUGAUAUUCGUACAGCAAUUCGUAAUUCAACUGGUCCAAGACCGUCACUUUUCGUUCCCGAAUUGGCAUUUGAUUUAUUAGUUAAACCACAAAUUAAAUUAUUAUUAGAUCCCUCUCAACGUUGUGUCGAAUUGGUAUACGAAGAAUUGGUAAAAAUUUGUCAUAAUAGUAGCACUAAUGAAUUGGCAAGAUACCCCAAACUUCAAAGUAUGCUUGUUGAAGUUGUUAGUGAGCUACUGAAAGAAAGAUUGAUUCCAACACGAUCUUAUGUUGAAAGUUUAAUUGAUAUCCAUAGAGCAUAUAUCAACACAAAUCACCCUAAUUUCAUCAGUGCCGCUGAUGCAAUGUCAGAUAUUUUAAAUAAGAAGUCGAAAAUGAAGAACCUUACAAAAACUCAACCAAUCCAGGAACAAGGAGAAAUUAAACCAGAGGGUAGCAUGGAAAAGGCGCCAUCCUCCACUACUACUUCAACAACUGAGAAUGACGUGAAAUCCCAAAUUGAGUACACCGAAAUUUUGGAUGGUCAGGAUAUGAAACAAUCUAAGGAAUCCUUCCUUAACUACUUUUUUGGGAAAGAUGCAAAAUCUCAAGAACCACAGAAUCCAUUGAAUUUUGGCAGUAUGGAAACUCCUUUGAUAAGAAAUAAUAAUGACUUAAAUAUUCAGUUUGACUCAUUUAAUCUGAAUGACUUCAAUAAUACUGAUUAUUUGGAAACUGAUAAUAUUUCCUCAAAUUUAACAGAAAAGGAAGAACUCGAAUGUGAAUUGAUCAAACGCUUAAUUAUUUCUUAUUUCACAAUUGUAAGAGAAAUGAUACAAGAUCAAGUUCCAAAGGCAGUUAUGUGUCUUCUUGUAAAUUAUUGUAAGGAAACAGUUCAAAACACAUUAGUCACCAAACUAUAUAAAGAAUCUAUGUUUGAUGAUUUAUUGGUCGAGGAUCGCAUCCUAUCUCAAAAUCGUGAUAAUUGUUUAAACUUGUUAAAAACAUAUAAAGAAGCAUCGAACAUAAUAAAUGAAAUACUGUAA